UCCAAGCCCAAAAAAACCUCAACAAAGCCCACGGAACGCGGCCGAACAGGACAGCCAGUCCGCCGCCCAUGUUGCGCACGGCGAUCCCCGCGGCGGCGCGGCGGCGCAUCUCCUUUGCCCCGGCAAGAUUCGCGCACGAGCUUGCGCAGGCGCAGGCGCAGGUCCAGUCGGCCGUCCCUGGACGGGACGGCCUUGAGCCGUCGUGGGUCCCGCUGUACAGGAGGAUCUCGAAGCUGUCCCAUGGCAGGCAGCCGGGAAUGGCGGCGGCGGAGAUGACCAAAUAUCUCCGCGAGAGGCGCCCGCUCUCGGAGUACCAGAUCGUCGCCUACAUCCGGAAGCUCCGCAAGUUCAAGCGUCACGCGUGCGCGCUCGAGUUGAUGGAUUGGAUGGAAGCUCGUGGAGCAAAGUUGACGCCUGGGCAUCAAGCGCUGCGGCUUGACCUUGUUUCAAAAGUUCACGGGAUACAGGCAGCUGAAGAAUAUUUCUGGAGCCUUCCAGAUAUAUUGAAGUCAAGGAAAGCUUAUUCAAGUUUGCUUAACUGCUAUGGUGAACACGGGAUGGCAUUUAAAGGUCUGAAAUUCUAUGAGAAGAUGAAAGCCAAGAACAUUGUUCCAAAUACACUGGUGUACAACAGCCUGAUGGUUUUGUACAAAAAGGCGGGCCAGCCAGAGAAAAUCCCCUCCACAUUUGAAGAAAUGCGAGAAAGCGGUAUAACUGCUAACAGUUUUACAUACUUCUCAUUGGUAGAAAGCUAUGUUACAAUGAAUGACCUGGAGGCUGCGGAGAAAGUCCUGGAAGAAUUGCAGAAGGUGGCUCCAGUUCACUGGUCCCUAUAUACUCUAAUGGCAAACAGUUACAUUAAACUAGAGCUGUGUGGAAAGGCAGAAGUUGCCCUAAAGAAAGCCGAGGAAGUUAUGAACAAAGAUGAAUUAUCCUCAUGGUAUUUCCUCCUCUCCAUCUAUGCCCGCUGUGGAAAUGCAACCGAGGUUAAGAGGAUCUGGGAGUCUUUGAAGUCCACAUUCAAGAAAUGUUUGAACAGAAGCUAUCUUGUGAUGCUUCAAGCUCUGAGUACUAAUGAUGACUUUGAGUCUUUACAGCAAAUCUUUCAGGAGUGGGAAUCGAGUCAUGAACAAUAUGACAUGAGGAUAACAAAUGUUAUGAUCAAAGCUUACCUUGAUAAGGGUAUGAUAGACGAAGCUGAGGCUAUCCGUCAGAGGGCCAUGGCUAAGGGUCGUUGUGAUGACAGGACGAUUUACAUAUUUGCCGAAUUCUAUUUGGAAAAAUCUAAUGUUACCGGGGCACUGGAGAUCUUGAGAGAUGCAAAGAAGAUGGUGACGGCACACAAAUGGGUGCCAUCCAAAAAGCUUACAAGCAGAUUUCUGAAGCACUAUGAAGAGUCAAAGGAUGUUGACCGUGUGGAGUCUUUCUGUGAGUGCCUGAGGAAGCUCGAAUGCCUUGAUGCAGAAGCUUAUGAGGGCAUGAUGCGGACCUAUAUAGCUGCAGGUAAAACCAACCCAUCCAUUGCUCAGCGCAUCGAAGAUGAUGGGAUUCACGUUGGACCUGAGACUACGAAAUUGCUGGAGCGUGUCUCCGGCAAUUGAAACUGAGAAGGAAAGAAACUUUGUAAGAACUCGAGGCCGCCGUAGAAUUUUUCUUCAUUAUAGAUCAGAAUUAUGACUUGUCGAAGAUGUCGUUAUCUCGUGAAAAGCUUGCUUUUACCGGAUUUCUGUACAUGAAUCGCAAGGUCUUUUGGCAUUUUGCAUUUGAUGCUCUGCUAGCCCCCCGACUAAUGUGUAGCAUCUACCUGAGCUGCUAAUACGAUGGAGAUAUUUCUAAAAUACAAUUAUUUUCAUGUUA
This is a messenger RNA of Aegilops tauschii subsp. strangulata, 1857 nucleotides long. Its product is annotated as pentatricopeptide repeat-containing protein At4g01990, mitochondrial. Gene Ontology annotation, cellular component: mitochondrion. NCBI's taxonomy places the organism in Eukaryota, Viridiplantae, Streptophyta, Magnoliopsida, Poales, Poaceae. The record is from RefSeq and is a predicted model, not a curated record. Gene Ontology annotation, molecular function: protein binding.